AUUGGCCAUUUCAGGGACGACUGAAACUUUCUUGAGGAGAAAGGACGAUUCCUGUCUUCCAUCUCGAUCUUCCUCUGCGGCUGCGCUGCCUGCAAUGAGAAAAAUCACUGUACCGGAAGUCCCUCUCUCUGUGGAUUUCUCUUUGUCUUUAUCUUUUCAUUUCUUGCCUUGAUAAUACUUGAGAACCAGAAGAGAACUGCUGCAUUUCAUUUGUCAUUGCGGGGGAACAGAGGAAGAGGAUGAUGAACAAAGAAGAAGGCACCAAGUUUCUCACAAUGCAGACAUGCACUCUGAAAGUGAACAUACAUUGUGAUGGAUGUAAGAAGAAGGUCAAGAAACUGCUCCACAAAGUUGAUGGAGUGUACACGACCAGCAUAGAUGCAGAAGGAGGCAAGGUGACUGUGUCGGGUAAUGUCGAUCCGGCAGCUCUCCUCAAGAAGCUUGCCAAAGCUGGGAAGCACGCAGAACUGCUGGCUCCUAAGGCCGGCAACAACAACCAGGCCCAGAAACCACAGCAACAGCCGGAGAAGCAGAGCGGGAAGCGUGGAAAUGCCAGCGGCGGAAACGGCAAAGAUCAGAAGGUUCAACAUCCCAAGCCAACUCCACAGCAGCAGCAGCAGCAGCAGCAGCAACAACAACAAUUUCGACAGCAUUUGCAACAACAGCAGAAAAUGAAAGCGCCGCUGCCUCAAAUGAAGCCGCUCAAUUUCCCACCUCAGAAAGAUCUCAAAUCUGUCGACUUCAAAUUGCCUCCCAAAGGAUGUCAGGGCUACGACGACGAAGAGGACGAAGUCGAUUUCGAGGAGGAGGGUGACUUGGACGAGGACGACAUGGACGAGUUCGACUGCUUCGACGCCGACUUCGACGAAGACUUCAAGAGCAUCAAGAUCAAACCAGCGAUUUCGACGCCGAAAGCGAAAGCCAUGAUGGCUGACAAAGCCAAGAAAGGCGAUCGAGUUCCUCCAGUGCAGAGUAAAGCCGUGUGUAACAGCAUUGAUCGAAAGAAUGGUAAGAAAGGCGGCGGAGCUAAGCCACAAGAUAACAAGAGCUCUGCCAAUGGCGGCGCAGAGAAAUUUAACCUCAAUGGGCACGACAUCAACAUAACCAAGAAGAUGCAAGGGAAGAACGGAGUAGCUGGCAGUAGUGUGAGCCAUCCGAUGGCCAAUCCUGGCAUGGCGGGGCAUGGUAAUUUUCCGGCUGGGAAAAUGCAAGUCCCCGCUGUCCAUGUGGGGAAUAUUCCAGCAGUGGCCCGCGGUGCAGGUCCGGCGCCAGGAUACUACCAGGGAGGUGCGUUGGCGCCGCCGUCCGAGGUGAUUGCCGCCGCCGCCGCCGUCAAUCCGUAUCAGCAGCAGUACAUGGCCGCCAUGAUUCAGCAGCAGCAGCAGCAGCAGCAAAGGAUGAUGAUGAUGAUGCAAGACCGGCCUGCCUUUCAGCCGACGAUGGCCUAUGCCCGGACGCCGCCGGUGACUAUGUACAACAUGCACGUGCCCUCGCUGCCGGCGACGUAUCACAGUGAGCCGUUCACCACCUUCUUCAGUGAUGAGAACGCUAGCGGCGGCUGCUCAAUUAUGUGAAUCGAUUAAGCUUGCUCUUGUUUAUUAUUAUUAUUAUUAUUAUUUUGUUUGUUUUUUUACGCUGAUUGCAAAUCAAUUAUAACUGUUUCCAUGUUCACGCAAAAUGACAUGAUUAAGGAUGUGAGGCAAUUAAAUGUUGCAA
Zingiber officinale is the source of this 1716-nucleotide messenger RNA. RefSeq names its product heavy metal-associated isoprenylated plant protein 32-like. The record is from RefSeq and is a predicted model, not a curated record. The coding region runs from base 240 to 1574 and encodes 444 amino acids. NCBI's taxonomy places the organism in Eukaryota, Viridiplantae, Streptophyta, Magnoliopsida, Zingiberales, Zingiberaceae. Gene Ontology annotation, molecular function: metal ion binding. The transcript has 3 exons.